UGACAAAAACAAGAACUGAAACUGCUGAGAGUCAGUCGUGGGGACAGAGUCAGUCGCUGUCUAUCUCUGUCUGCGUGCGUUUGUUUCCAAAGUAUCCGUGGCUGCGCUACGUUCGUUCGAAAACGCAAAUAAGAAAUCAUAAAUCACAGAGAAAAACAAACAAAGAGAGUGGUAGCAGCAAAAAAAAGUGUGCAAAAAUUUCAGCUACAAUCAAAAUCACACUUAAGCAGACAUAAAGAAGGAACGAUAGAGGGAGAGAAACUUGUUGACCGUCCGUAAACUCUAUAAAAAAUUUAAUAUUGUAAGUUUUAGGCGCAAUUAGAGCAACCGCAACAACAACAAAAACAACAUCAACAAAAAAAACCACACAAAAAUGGCAACAACACCACGCAGCGGGGGGUCCGGCUCUGGAGCCGCACAACGCCCCAAUGGCACAUCGCAGAAUAAAAGUUGCCAAUUCAAACUGGUGCUACUUGGCGAAUCGGCUGUGGGUAAAUCAUCGCUGGUGUUGCGCUUUGUCAAGGGCCAGUUCCACGAGUACCAGGAGAGCACGAUAGGUGCUGCCUUUCUGACACAAACCAUUUGCAUAGAGGAUACGGUGGUCAAGUUUGAGAUCUGGGAUACAGCCGGUCAAGAGCGGUAUCACAGCUUAGCUCCUAUGUAUUAUAGAGGUGCGCAGGCCGCCAUCGUUGUCUAUGACAUACAGAAUCAGGACAGUUUUCAGCGUGCAAAAACUUGGGUCAAGGAACUACAUAAACAAGCCUCACCUAACAUUGUCAUCGCAUUAGCUGGCAAUAAGGCGGACUUGUCGAACAUUCGCGUCGUGGAGUUUGACGAGGCGAAGCAAUAUGCAGAGGAGAAUGGUUUGUUGUUUAUGGAAACGUCAGCGAAGACGGGCAUGAAUGUCAAUGAUAUCUUCUUGGCAAUUGCCAAGAAACUACCCAAGAACGACAACAAUCAGGGAUCUGUUAUAAAACCAAAUGGGAACGAACCGACUCAAACGACGAACAACUGCUGCAAGUGAUGUCCCUUUGUAGGUGUGUGUGCGCCCCCUAUAAAAAUUGAUUGGAUAAUAGAGAAUUUUAUAUUUAAACCGGUUGCUUUUGUCAUUGCAGAAAAUGAAAUUUCCAACGAGAGAUUUGAAAAGUUUAUGCUGAUAAUUAUAAAUAAAACAUUAUUUAAAAUUUAAAACUAAAGCCGGCUCGCAGGGGCAAGCAAUUUAAUUUUCAUGAUGAUUGAUGGAAAACCAGAAGAUAAAGAUAAUAUUAAUUAUAAAUUAAAUUACAUGAUAAACAAAAGAAACAAAACGUAAAUGCAAAAGUUAGUUUAAAUCGAGAAAAACAAAAAUCAUAGCCCCGUUAAAAUCAAGCGUAAAAAAUUAUCUAUACAAAUCAGAACGCUACUAACGUAUUUCUAACUCUGGCCCACAUAGUUCAUAACCGCCAUUUAGAGAGCUCCCUUCUCCAAUUUCAUCUCAAUCAGAUGCAACACCUCUAAAUAUCGCAUUAAAAAAUAGCAAUUAAACAAUAAUAAACACAAUAUGAAAUCGAAAGUUCACGACGUGUCGUAGAAAUGUUUAAAAUUGAAUUGUAUAAAAAAAAAAACGCAAAAGAAAGAAUGAAAAACACGCAAAGAUUGUUUGUAAAUGGGAGCUAAGAAAACAGAGAAAUUCCAGUUGCAGUUGUUCUCAGCAGCGUUCCGAAAGAAGAUAAAAAAUAUAAAAAAAGAAAAAAAAAAAACCGAAGAUCAGUUUAGUUCAGUUCAGAUCAGAUCCGCAGCUGAAGAUUCGCUCGUCCUCGAUCUGUGGCAAUGUGUGUGUCUAUCCGGCCGUCAAGUUGCGAUGGACACGUGUGAUAGUUGCAAUUUAUAUAAAUUAUAUAUAUAUACACAUAUGAAAAUAAUGAAAAGAAAAUGCAGAAAAAA
Molecule: messenger RNA, 1923 nt
Organism: Drosophila innubila
Lineage: Eukaryota; Metazoa; Arthropoda; Insecta; Diptera; Drosophilidae
Gene: Rab5
Product: ras-related protein Rab-5B
Exons: 5
Coding region: 374-1024 (216 amino acids)
Molecular function (GO): GTPase activity; GTP binding
Source: RefSeq, a predicted model, not a curated record